Messenger RNA from Liolophura sinensis, 9358 nucleotides. Its product is annotated as cilia- and flagella-associated protein 46-like. Gene Ontology annotation, biological process: axoneme assembly; cilium movement involved in cell motility. NCBI's taxonomy places the organism in Eukaryota, Metazoa, Mollusca, Polyplacophora, Chitonida, Chitonidae. Gene Ontology annotation, molecular function: protein binding. The record is from RefSeq and is a predicted model, not a curated record.
AACAUGUGCCCUGUGCAUUUAUGUUGUCAGCGUUUUGGUUUUUAUAAACAGCUAAUAUAGCUUUUAUGGCAGGGUCAUCUUGUUGAAAAAAGUACGAUGGACUCUAGCAUAAGACAGCUGCUGUCAUUGGCACAAAGAAAUGUUGGAAAUCAGAAGUGUUCAGCAUUGCAAGAAGCAUAUGAAGCCUUGAGUCAUGUGGCCCAGACAAAACCUACUGUUGAUACACCAGAAUCAUUUGGCCAAGAUCUGUAUGUGAUAUGUGCAGAAGUGGCUCUUCAACAUGGAUCGCCAGACAUUUCUAAAGAAUGUCUGAAGAUGUUUUUCAUGAAGACACCAGCUGCCAACCAGUUUUUGUGCAGAGCAUAUCUCUGUCAGGCACAGCUACUCGCCCCUAGCACAGCAGCCAAUACCGAACAGUUGGAGAAAUCAGUGAUUUAUAUUUUAAAGGCCAUCUCCUUCGCUAAAGAGAACCCAAGGUAUCAUUUUCUUGUGUACAAUGCCUCUGUGUUAUACUGGCAAUUCUGCCGUCCAUUCUUGAAGCCCAAUUUUCGCCAGUUUCUCGCCCGAAGUCUGCACCAGGUGGUCAAAGCUUUGGAUGAUAUGGAAGAUACAGACUAUGAGUGGAGAGCUAUGCUCAUGAUAGCUCUGAUUGAUUGCCACCUGGAUGCUGGUCGCCGUAGCGAUGCCUCCCAUAUUGCUGUAGCAGCUGCCUCCUUCAUCAAACAGAAUGUACCACAUCUCUACAAGAAGAUUUUUGGACUCAUGGUUCGACAUCAGUUGGUGGACUCUGCAAAACUGGCCAAGGAUCUUAAAAACCCAGAGUUGGCAGUCUAUUACAAGAUUUGUAAACUAAAAUUAUCUUUGGACCAGUCAGAGGCUGGAGAUUAUCAUCUGGAUAUAGAGCAGAUUCUCUACCAGCUGGGCGUCAUCACGGAUGAACCCAGAGCUGCACCAGAGCCCAAGGUCAAGGCCAGGAGGACAGCCUCUACAGGGAAAGGCUCACCUGGCGGGGAGGAUGAACGGCCAUAUCUCUUGCUUGAGGUGGGUCGUCUUUGUUUAGAGCUGGACUUUGCAGACUUGGGAAUUUUGUGUGCUGAACACAUUCAGACCUGCAUUGUUAAGGAUCCAGGUUUUUAUUUGGAGGCAGAGUUUUUCCAGACAGAACUGAUGGUGAAAAGAUUGGGAGAAAAACAAGAAAAUUACAUGAAGUCUUCAGUAGAUGUACGCUUACAGGCCAUUCGGCGUUGUGAGGAGGCCAUCAUGAAUGCUAUCCGCCAGGGCAACCCUAACAUCAUUCAACUGGGCUGUACUACUCAGUUCAACCUGUGCCUGCCAUUACUACAGCCCAACCUACGCCAUCAUGUCCGUAAACCUCUCACCCUGGUAGCUGAAGCACUGGAAGACAUUGACAGUUUACUUAUCCAGCUGAGAUGUCAGGUUCACUCUGAGCUGGCAAAGUGUGAUGAAGAUGAGGAGCAGAUACAAGUUGCGAUGGAACACCUAAAAAAGGCUCUAGCCCUGGAUGAUGGGUUUGUGUAUCAGGAGCGGCUGAAUGUUGCCUUACACAGACUAGAACUGUGUGCUCAGUUGUACAGUCAGCCAGAGAGGCCUGAAGAUCAGGCUGCCAUGAUUAUAGAACAGGCAAGGAAAGCGGACUCAGGCACAAUUCGUAUGAAGAGGUCUCUGUUGGUGAGGGCUGGUGAAGCUCUGGCUCCUGAUGCAUUCUUACUAGUGCUGGACAGUGAAAGCGAUACAAAAGAUGUAAGUACAAGCAAAGGACCAUUGACCCUUAUCAACAAAUUAGCUGGAAAAGCCAGACAUUUUGAUAAAUGUGUGCGCAAGGCAGAUGGCCACCUGAAAAGGCUGGGAGAUGAAAAUGACAGAGAGAGGGCUCACCUCUGGGCAGAUUUGGCAAAGACUGCCAGGAAACAGGAAGUGUGGGAUGUGUGUCGUGUGGCAGCCAGAUUCUGCUUGUUGUAUGAUGAUGGGCGCUGGAAAAACACUUCACAAACCAAAACAGACACCAAUAGCCCAAAGACUGCCCGUGCUAAGACAGAGUCUGCUCCAUUAGAGUCUGACACAAUGGGCAAUCAAAGCCAAAUGUCCAUGGAGGAGAAACGACCAGGCAGUCGUCAUGGCAGCAGGGCAGGAACUCCUGAACCAGUUGUACCCCUUUUUGAUAAAGAUUUGAUCAGAAUGCUUGCUGAGGUCAGCUUCAUCAAUGGAGAGGCAUUGAUACAUUUACUGAGAUCACAAGGGGUACAGCUGAAUGAUAAACCUGUACCCCCAGAGGACAAAAGUAAACGUCCCAAGGGCUACGUCAGUAAGAAACCAGAGGAAGAACCUGAUUGGCUGCUGUACUGUGAGUGGACAGAUUCCCUAUCUAAGAUGGCCUCCAAGGCGUUCCUGAGAGCACUAGAUUUGGGUACUCAGCUUCAUGAAUCAUGGAUUGUGUGCAGUGCCUCAGCUUACAUUUGGAAUUACAACAACCAUGUGCUUACACAGAAUCGGCACAAGGAAAUCAUUGAACAUCUUCAGGCAUGUCUGGACGGGCUGAAGAAGGUGGGACAUGCUGGGGAGACCAUGUUGUUGGUAAACAUCUGCACUUCUCUGGCUUAUGCCUAUCUCAAACCCUGGAUACCUGGAAGUGACUCCACCUCAAGGACCCCCUCCCCAACCCAGGUAGACAGGAGCAAGAAAACACCUGCUGCUCCACCCAAGGCCAAAUCAGCAAAUAUAUCUGUCAGCCCUGAUGCUGGGCCAGAUCUCAAGAAAGCUAUUGAGGUCUGUGACUACUGCCUGCAUGUGACCAAUGGUGACAGGCUGGAGGACCUUGUUCCUGUGUCGGCAAGACUUCCACUUCUGCAGACCUGGGUCAGAGCCAAGCAACUCUCACAACUACAGAUUAGCAAAACAUUUGGAACUGAUGACGAGACAAGUAUAGAAGGUCAGAGGGCAAUGACUAGGUGUGUGGUUGCCAUGGAGAUGAUACAGCUCAGCCAGAACAGGAUAAUGGAGUUCAAAGAUGCUCCAACUCUUCCUGAGAUGGCUAACAUGAUAGAAGAGUGUAAAUGGUCAGACAAGUUUGUUGAGCUACAGUUAUGGACACGGCUAACAGCCCAGGCUUACUACAACAAAAUGCCUAACCUGGUCAACCGCUGCUGCAGACUAGCCUUAAGGUUUGCUGCCUCUGGAACACAGCCAAAAAACAGAAAACCAGACCAACACUUGUACAGGGUAGAGCAGGAAAUGUUCAGCUAUGCCAGCUGCCUGUUAGGACAGAGUAUUAUAGACAAUAUGAGUGGCAAACAGCGACUGAGGAGAGAGGCCAUGGAAGCUUUCUUCAAGAGUGCCAGACAUGCCAGAAAUGCCAACAACUACAACAUGUUGAUGGCUGCUGCUCGCCAUUAUUGGAAUGCCAUUCAUCCGCUUGUUAGCCAACCAAUAGAGAGAGAGCUGGUUAAGGAACCAAUAAAAAUACUGCUACAGUACAUCACAGAAACUCAAGACAAGACCAAAACAAAAGAGACAGGAGAUAGUUCAGAUGAGGAUGUGGACAAAAUCACUUCAAAACCAGACUCAAAGACUGUUGUAGAGUUCUCAGGCUGUGAUGAUGAAGACCUGAACCUAAGGGCUGCCCUCUAUGGUGUUCUCUUCCAGGCAUAUGCUGACAAGGGUGACUGGGAGGAGAGUCUUCAGGCUAUGGACAAGGCUGUAGCUGAUAUGGGCCGCUCCAAACACAGGCUGUUGAUAUUCAAACACAGAGUAAUGUCGAAGGCGAAACUUGGAAGACAGGUUCAAAUGGACAUAGCCAAGUUUAAGGAAGCAUGUAGUGAAGAGGAUGAGCACGAGGAGUAUGUGGCUCAGAUGUGGCGUAGGGUGGCCCUCUGCUCUGUGGAUGUACAGGAUCAGCUAGAGUGUUAUCAGCAGGCUAUUGAAGCACUGGAGAGUCCGAGCAGUGACCUGGCAGAAGUGGACUACCUGAUUGAGUUUGGUCAGUGGCUGUACGUCAACCAAUUCCCGGUUAGUGAGGCGGUGGAUGUGAUAGAGUGGGCGGUGGACAUCCUCCUACAGAUUAACCGAAGCAGGAAUGGGAGCCAGAGCAGCCAACUGACAUAUAAAGCAAAAGCUCCAGAAAAAGUAUCACAACCGAAAGUGAACAAGAAAGAUAAAAAAAAGACCAAGGGGAAGGCCGGCCCAUCAUCAGGCCAGAAAACACCCACCCAGGAACCUGACAAAUCAGAGAGCCAGAAAGAUGUGAAGGAAGGGAAUGGAAUAAAUGAGGCAGACUACAUACCAGUUGCAAAGAAGGCUGUCAUUGGACUUGCCCCAGCCCAAGAGCCAGUGAGUAUUGAUGACAUAUCAGAUGUUCGACAGCUUGAUGCCCUCAUUUACGUUCAUGUCCUACUGGCUGAAAUUCACGGCCAAGGGUCACAAGGUCACAAAGAAAGCUGUUUGUUGGCUCAUGGCUAUCUGAUGAGGCUUUGGCAGUUGGCAAUUACUUCAUCAGGACCUGUGGCUAAAGAGAUUGCUAAGAACCAACCAGAAGAGCCUGCAGGGAAAAACAGUGCUAACAAAGGGAAGAAGAAAGAUCCCAAAGAAAAAGAGGCACCGAAAGAUAAGCCUAAGAGGAAGGUACCAGUGGAUGUGGUUCCUGCUAAUUUGGAGGACUGGUCUGUGUAUGAGAUACCAGAUGAGAUAUUAGAGGCCUUUAAACAUGAAAGUAUGGAGUCAACUGGGAUAAAUUCGACAAGCAUAAAAAAACCUCUCCUCACCUUAUACUACCUGGACAGCCUGAUCAAACAGCUGAGGCAGGUGGGCUAUAACCACCUGACACUGCCUAUCCUCACCUUCAUAGAGCUGCUGUCUAAAGACUUGCUAAAGAGUAAACCCCUCAACAUGUUGGUUCAUCUAAGAGCAAUGGAGAUUUGCCAGGAGUUGAAUUUGAAGACAGCCGCAAACUUUCACCAGAAGUCAGCAGGUGGUAUCUCUAUCACUGAGGAAGACCAGGCAGAAUCGCGGCAGAGGGUAGCGAUGUGGAAGGAGCGUCAGUCUCAGUUUGCCAGAGAGGAGCUUCACAUGAAACAGUCUCUGGAGAAACUGGCUUCAGAAAGGAAAGUGGAAGGUCUGCAGUCCAAAACCAGUUUGAAAUGUAAAGGGUCAAAGUCCACAUCCGUUAUGGAGGGCAGUCAGGUGGGCAGUGCAGGGCUUAAGGGUGAUGAAAAUUCUCAUUUGGGCAAGGUGUUGGGCAACCUGUUGGUGCGGGAGAUCUGGGCCGAUAUUGGAGAGAUCUUGUUGAACCAGGGAAUGUACCAGAAGGCCAGAGAGUACCUGAGUGAGACUUACUCAGAAGCUGUGGCGUUUGAAGACAGUGCACUGCAGGGGAGAACUGCUCUACUGCUGGCCAGGCUGUCUGUGAUUGAGUGUCAGUACAAUCAGGCCAACUCACUCUGUGCUUUGGCUCAGGAUGUACACAAGGGAGAUGAGGAGUUCUGGUGUGACACAGUGCUGACAAUGGUGGAAGCCAUCCUGGCUAACACCAAGGACAGGGGCAGGAAAAGGAAGGCUCGGGCAUUACUUGUGAGGGUGAUGAAUGUUUUCCUGGACAUGUCAGAAGAAAAACCCAACAGAGCUGCAGCCAUUGGUCACAUUUUAGCCAAGAUGGAAGCCAAACUGGCCUCUAUCCAAACCACAAUUACGUUAGAAGAGCACAAGGAUAUUAACAUCCCAAAGGUUAUGAAGGCUUUGCUCUCUGCUUGUCAGAAAUUUGAGAAUGCGACAGAGAAACUGCUUGGUCUGGGACGCAGAAGGGACGCCAUGCCAAUGAUGCUGGAACAUGCUGCUGUACUGCAGAGGAUGGCAAAGGCUGCCAUGGAAACAGAAAUACAACACACCUAUUAUCUCCAGGCUCUUGCUGUUUUAAAAGACUUGGUGGCGAUAUCCGAAGAGGUAUUUUAUGAAGCUCAGUCCCUGUCUUCUGUAGCAGAGCUGCGCUCUAUUAGCCUGCCCAUUCAGCGAGAGCUGGCAUAUAACCAGCAAAGAUGUGGGGAAGUCAUGUUAGACAUCUACACCCUCCUUGUUGCAGAGGAGCGCACCAAAAUACUGGACGACCAGCGCAAAGGAUCAGUGCUCAGAAUGGUGGAGGAUCUUGUUAGAGCAACUCCUGACUACACUCAAAUGGAAAGGGAAUGGUCAGAGAUCGGAAAAGUGAUAGCGGAUGGUUGCCUUCUCCAGUUGAUCAACUCUCAUAAUUUGUCCAGACACACACCUCAUCUGAAAGCAUCGAGUCUGUGUUACAUAGGCCGGUGCUUGAGGCUACUCUCUCUACAGAAACACCCUGAUCCACCCUCACAGUGGCUCGUCAGGGACCUGGAGUUACUGAAGGUUGAAGAGGCCCUUGAAGAGGGUACUGAGACUGAAGGGGGUGCUGAGACUGAAGGGGGUGCUGAGGCUGAAGGGGAUCCUGAGGAUGGGAAGAACCAGAAGCCUAAAGAACCAGUGUGUCCAAGUCAUAUUACAGCUGUAGUAGACAAACACAAAGAGAGCAGAUUUUAUCUUCAGCAGGCCACAGAGUGCUUGUCACAGGGAUUAAAUCUGGCUCUAGCCAAAGGAUUCAAGGAUGUUGCAAGUAAAGCUGCUCUGGAGCUGGUCGAGUGUUUUGGUCAAUAUGACAUGGCCACUGCCUCACAAUACCUUGCUCUCUAUCAGAGUUGUGAAGCUGCCCAGUACCUGGAAAAUGUCCUGUACAAAUCACAGCCAGACCCCACGUCCUCCAGACUGGCAGCCUUGCUGCACCAGAGAGCAGGGCUGAUGGCCUCAGACAUCACCCGUAACACAGGAGAGAGCAAUGUGGCAAUGACGGUGGAGGCAACCUUAGAACAGGACUGGCAGGCUUGGAAACAGCUGACUGUCCUGCCAACCCAUGUAGACUUCCUAAGGGAAUUCCCCUCCAACUUUAACUUCUUUGUCUUAGUACAUUCACCAGAUAAGAAAAAGCUGUAUGGGGCUCUGAUGGACAAAGCUAUGCCUAGUGCCGGGGGAAAAGGAGACAAUAAGAAAACUGCAGCCUAUCCCGUGCGCGCAUCACCUCAGUGGAGACUAACCCCUGACUACCUAGAGGAUCUACUGGAAAGGUUCCGCACUUACAAACACAGCUGCCAGCAGUGGCUGCUCCAGCAGGAGUAUGUACGCUCUCAGCAGGCUCAGAGACAGAAGAUGCUGGAGAACCUGGAUGAUAGCAUGAAGCAAGACACCAGGACCCCUUCAGCAGCGUCUGUGGGAGAAGAGAAUGAUCUCCAUGAGGAGUUCCUACAGCUGGUGGGUGAGAUGGAAAGCUACUUACGACCUGUUCUCACCACCCUUGAUUCCUUUCUCAGACCCCAGACUGCGACCACAACCUCAAAUGAUACCCCUAAGGACACUCCCCCAAGUCAGGAGUGUCUAAUUGUAUUGGCUGACCCCGAUCUACUGGAGAUGCCCCUGGAAGCUUUACAGAUACUGCAGUCAGAUAGCAUCUCCUCCUUGUCCAGGGACUUUUCACUGCAGUUCUUCUACCACAGGCAUCAUGUAGAGGUCAUAGAUGAGGCAGCAGCAGGCACUGGGAAGAAGGCCAAAGGUGACAAGGGGAAGGACCUUCCUCCUCGUAUACCUGGUCUGAAAGAUGCCAACAAGAAACAAGCCAAAAUUAUUCCCCUGAACAGACAGAUCUCCCCUUGGUGUCAGCCUGUGGAUACCAUGAACUUCAGGUUCAUGGUGGACCCAUAUCUUGAUUGUGAUGAAACAGAAUCGCUUGGGCCUCUGGAGACAAUGAAGCACACCCUGGAGGAGUAUGAGCAGCUCUUUACACCUCGUUGGCUGGGCGUGAUGGGAGAUGACCAUGUACCCAGUGUUGGUGAAUGGGAGAUUUACCUGUCCGAAGGGUCGUCGUUUGUGUAUUAUGGUAUGGAAGGCUUCCUGACGAACAUUCCUCCGGGCAAAAUGUCCAGCCUAAAUAUCCCAGAAUGUAUGAUUACCUACAUCCUGGAUAUGGCUCAGACCAGCAAGAGUUUCCUUAGACAGUCCAAGAUAGAUGUCCUCAAAGAUGCCGACUUGCUGCACCUGGAGAAGCCAGUGGAGAAGGCAAUGCUGAUCAGUCUGGCUGGCGUCAAGUGUGUGAUGGCCAAUCAGUGGCAUUGUACACUUCAGGAGAAUUAUGCCAAGUUCAAGGUCAACAUGAAAGACAUGCUGACUGAAGGACUGCCAACUGGACAGGCCACUCGUCUCCUUUUCACUCCAUACCGGCGGAAGGUUGAGUUAGAAGAAGAAGGGGAAGAAACAGCGGCUGAGAAAGAGUCUGAUGCUGAGAAGGGCUCAGAGGGUGGCAGUGGUCAGAACUAUGAGUCUUGUGAAGAUGGAGAAGAACAAAUGUUACCAGAUCCCUCCUGGUAUAACAUGGUUUGUUAUGGUCUGCCCAAUCUGGUCAUCACACAGGUCUGAGCAUACACUACGUGUAUGUCAGCAGUCUGAAGAAACAUAGCCGUGGCAUGUGCCUGUACAUGAAUCCGUCUGAAGAAACACAGCCAUGGCAUGUGCCUGUACAUGAAUCAGUCUGAAGAAACACAGCCAUGGCAUGUGCCUGUACAUGAAUCAGUCUGAAGAAACACAGCCGUGGCAUGUGCCUAUACGUGAAUCAGUCUGAAGAAACACAAUCAUGGCAUGUCCCUGUACAUGAAUCAGUCUGAAGAAACACAGCCGUGGCAUGUGCGUGUACUUGAAUCAGUCUGAAGAAACACAGCCGUGGCAUGUGCGUGUACUUGAAUCAGAGCUGCUGUAAAUUUGUUAACCGUAUGAGACAUGGUAAAGUAAGCAUUCAAAACCACAAAUGUCUCUGUACAGAAGUACCAGUACAUGUACAUAAAAGGAAACCCUGUUUUGUGCUAAGAAUUUUACAAAAUACUAUUUUGCAUUGUGAUCUGAUCAAGUGCAUAUCAUCAUCCGUCCUUUGAUUUUAUAAGUGACAAGUCUUUGAUCUACAUUAUUCAUUGUUACAUUUUCUUGUUAAUAACUGGGUUAUUUGUUUUAUUUACAUCUCAGUUUUAUUAUUUUCAAUAAAAAAUUGUACACAUUUUAGGACUCCAACUGCCCUGGUUGAAUUAUUUAUGACCUCUCCAUCUAACAUGUUGACUGACUAAAUCAGACCUUAUUGACAGAGUAGUCGCCAGAAGGGAGGCAUAAUAUAGGAGGCAGUGAUCUCACCUGUGUAAUGUCCCAACAAGUGACUCAUCAAAUUUAAUCAUCUUUGAUUUGAAGCUUAAUUACAUUGGACUUUAAUGAUCACCAUUAGAAUUUAUCUGUUCAUUUGUUUGUCCAAUGCUUUGGU